UGCGCAUUACCUCCUCAUCUCAAUCCACCCUGUAUCCUGUUACACGUCUAGUGAGCUAACGGGCUGGCACAUAUGGUCAUCGCCUUGGUUGAGGUGUUUUCUGUACCUCCCUUUGUUUACCUCGGCUCCUCCGAUAUGCGGUUAAAAGGGUCUGUCUGACCAAGGACGUUAACAUUUCUGCCCUCGUGCUCCACUCACCUUUAUGAGAAUUCAGAAGAAUGAUUGCAUCUCUGUCUAAAGGAAAUCUCCUUGACGUGCUCCAGGAGGGUCCAAAUGAGCAACAACUGGCUGCCUAUGUGUCUUGGGUUAAUGCACAGCUGAGGAAGAAGCCAGGGCUGAAACCUGUGAGUGAUCUACGGCAGGAUCUCAGAGAUGGCGUAGUCCUUGCACACCUCAUUGAUAUAGUGGCUGGUGAGCUGCUCGAUGGCAUUCAUUAUGUGCCACAGGACGACCUGGAGAAGAAGCAGAAUGUGGAAAAGGUUCUGCAGUUUGUGUCAUCCAAACGGAUCCGAAUGCCACAAACCUCUGCCAGGGACAUUGUGGAGGGGAACCUCAAAUCUGCCAUGAGGCUCAUUCUCGCCCUGGCUGCACAUUUUAAACCCUCUGCAUCUGCCAAUCAAAGAGCGGGGGCUGUAAGCAGGAGUUCCACUGGCUCCUCAGCCAAUCACAGACCACAUUCCACCAUGGCAAUGGCCCAGAAUGCAGCAGCAGCACUGGCAGCAGCCAGACAGGAUGCCUCUCGCCCAGGCCGCUCUGUUUUUCACCUAAGACAAGAAUGGAGCAGUCGUGGUUGUAGUGCUGAUGAGGACGUGGAGAACUCCUGCUUAAGUGUCCGAGCAUUGGUCCAACAGUAUGAAGGGCAAAAAGGAACAUUUGAGGAGACUGGAGCAAGAUCCACAAGUUCACCAAGCCCAACUGACACUCCUAAAGACUCCAUCUAUCUGUCAGAGGGGAAGGCAGGGUUUCUGGACAGCCUAUCCAGUGAGAAAACCAAUAAAUCAGAGGAUGCAGUUAAAUCGGCCCUCUGUGAACAAGCAGUUAUUCUGGGACAUGGUCUAGGGGGCUGCACUUGGGAGGACAAAUUAUGUGAGCAUCAAGAGCAGCUGGAGCGGGAGAUGCAGGAUGCACGGAAAAUGGUGUCCAGCCUACAGGCUCUUCUUCUCCACGGUUCAUUACCUGAGGAUGAGCAGGAGGUGUCGCUCAUUCUGGGUGAGGGAGUGGAAAAUGCUGAGCAGCAAUUGGUUAUAAUCCGAAGUCGUCUGGACCAGAGCAUGGAGGAGAGUCAGGAUUUGAAGAGGGAGCUGUUGAGGUUCAAACAGGAGGCACGUAACCUGCAAGGAGUCAAAGAUGCUCUUCAGCAGCGUAUGGCUGUACAGGAAGCCUCAGUUUUGCAGCUUAAACAAGAACUCCUGCGCUCCAACAUGACCAAAGACGAAAUGGCGGGACAGAAUGCUGAGCUACAGAGAAAGCUGGAGGAGAGGAACAAACUUCUCAGUGAAUAUAAGAAAGAGUUGAGCCAGAAGGAUCGACUUCUACAACAACAACAGCUGAAGCUGGAAGAGUCACUACGUAAGCUGACCGAUAGCAGCAGUCAGCAGGUUUGCCUGCAGAGGGAGCUAGAGCACAAGGAGACUAUUCUCAAAGAACUAAUGAACCAUGAGAUGGAUGAGCAUCCUUGCUCACAAAAUAACGGCUUCUCACAUCCACAAGUCACAACAUCCAAAACGCACCAUGGGGCUGAGGAGCUGCAGUUAGUAAGAGAUGCUCUGCGCAGUCUGAGGAACAGCUUUGGAGGUCACGACCCCCAGCAUCACACUCUGGACACCUUAGAGCAAGGUGUGGCCAGCCUGAUGGAUCGACUUUAUGACCUGGAAACAUGCCACAAACAGGAGCGGAGGACUAGAGGCAAAUCAUCAGGACACAAAGCCACUCAUUCAGAUAAAGACUCCUGGCCUCCUACUUCAAAAAUGGCUCAUUCUCAUAGCAGUCCUGCACUAAGCUCCUCAGCAUGCACCAAAGUCCUGUACUUUACUGACCGCUCCCUCACUCCAUUCAUGAUCAACAUCCCCAAGAGGCUGGGGGAGGUCACCCUGCAAGACUUCAAGGCAGCCAUAGAUCGUGAAGGCAAUUAUAGAUACCAUUUUAAAGCACUGGAUCCAGAGUUCGGCACUGUGAAAGAAGAGGUGUUCCAGGAUGAUGCAGUGGUGCCUGGCUGGGAGGGGAAGAUUGUGGCCUGGAUAGAGGAGGACCAUGGACAAAGAGGGUACAGCAUGAAUAGCAUGAAAACUAAAGAAAUGUAUCAAUGCUGAUUGUCAGUUUCUCACCGUCAAUAACUUGCAUACUCUUUCUUUUCUCCACAGGACCUAACAUUCAUGCGCAAGAAUCUGUGAACAUAGGAAAUAGAGACAUCUGUGCCAAAAAUGCCAAGAUGAAUUAACAUCAAUUUGUAACAUAAUUGUUACCUCUCUUCUGUGCCCUACAGAGUUUUUUCAAUGUCCUUUACCCUGCAUGAGCUGAACAACUGAAUGAACCAGAGUGCUUCCCAAAAGGACUUUGAGGAUCACCAUGAGGGUGACCAAAUGGAGAACAUCAGAGAUUUUCACAAGGGAUUUCAGAGGUCUUGCCAUUUUCAUUCUUGGCAAAUACUCAAGGAACAUUUGUGUUACAACUGUUUACAGUGGCACAUGGAGGCUUUUGUUUGUUACUGUAAUGACAAGCUGGAUUUCACAAUUCACAUACUUUAAAGUAGAUCCUGCCAGUGCAUUUCACUAGACUACUGUCUUAACCAAAAUAAUUUUGCUGUGAAGUUAAUGUAAACAGUCAGAUUACUUGUGUGAGUAUUGCCAUUUAUGAAUGUUAAGGCAGAAAAGCAGUAAAAAAAAAAAAUGGACCAAAGUAUUUGCCUUUUUUUAUGAACAAUUGUACAAGAUCGUUCAAUGUGUCUUUCUUAUUUGCUUUUUGUUAGUAAGAAUCAAACAACAAAUUAAGAUUGGCAUAAUCGUAUGCAUAAUUGUGAGAUUACAGUUCAAGAUCUUGAUUAGUAAAACAGAUGACUAAGAACGGUAAAGCUACAUAGUACAUUUCUAGCAGCACAGCUAAAUUGCAAGAAAGUGACCUUUGAUUGCCGUUGCACAUUUUCGAAUGUAAUUUUAUAUAACCAUCAAAUGUGCUGUUAGGCUACACUGAUUUGAGUAUCACUGGAGUUUACAGGAGAGUGCCUGGACAGAGAGGGAUCACAGGAUUUUUGUUCUGUUUUAUAUUUAUGUAAAUAUGUUAAUAUGUCAGAGGCAGAGAGGCAUAGUGCCUUUAUACUGUAUUAUGUUCUAUAAAUAAGUAAAAAUGUUUUAAAAAUAUGGAAUGUCCCCUUUGUACCUGUAAAAAAGGCACAAUCACUCUUCACAGAGGCCUCAAGCUAGCUGGAACCUUGUUCACUCAUGAUGAUGCCAUUACUGAAAUUCUGCUUUUACCUUCUUCAAUAUUGCAGGACUUUGCAGUGUUCGUUGAUAGAGGAUUGUUAUCUGCUUUGCCAAUAAACAUUUGCA
This is a messenger RNA of Xyrauchen texanus (razorback sucker), 3542 nucleotides long. RefSeq names its product DIX domain containing 1b (gene dixdc1b). NCBI's taxonomy places the organism in Eukaryota, Metazoa, Chordata, Actinopteri, Cypriniformes, Catostomidae. The transcript is spliced from 20 exons. The record is from RefSeq and is a predicted model, not a curated record. Gene Ontology annotation, molecular function: protein binding. Bases 219 to 2309 code for a protein of 696 amino acids. Gene Ontology annotation, biological process: canonical Wnt signaling pathway. Gene Ontology annotation, cellular component: cytosol.